Molecule: messenger RNA, 2109 nt
Organism: Equus quagga
Lineage: Eukaryota; Metazoa; Chordata; Mammalia; Perissodactyla; Equidae
Gene: RPH3A
Product: rabphilin 3A
Exons: 20
Coding region: 1-2109 (702 amino acids)
Biological process (GO): intracellular protein transport
Cellular component (GO): membrane
Molecular function (GO): small GTPase binding
Source: RefSeq, a predicted model, not a curated record
AUGACGGACACCGUGUUGAGCAGCAGCUCAAGCCGCUGGAUGUGUCCCAGUGACCGACCUCUUCAAUCAAAUGAUAAAGAACAGCUCCAGACAGGCUGGUCCGUCCACCCCAGCGGCCAGCCCGACAGACAGAGGAAGCAGGAAGAGCUGACAGAUGAGGAGAAGGAGAUCAUCAACAGGGUGAUCGCUCGCGCCGAGAAGAUGGAAGAGAUGGAGCAGGAGCGGAUCGGGCGCCUGGUGGACCGUCUGGAGAACAUGAGGAAGAAUGUGGCUGGGGACGGGGUGAACCGCUGCAUACUGUGUGGAGAACAGCUGGGGAUGCUGGGCUCUGCCUGCGUAGUGUGUGAGGACUGCAAGAAGAAUGUCUGCACCAAGUGUGGGGUGGAGACCUCCAACAACCGCCCGCAUUCCGUGUGGCUCUGCAAAAUCUGCAUCGAGCAGAGAGAGGUGUGGAAGCGUUCUGGGGCGUGGUUCUUCAAGGGCUUCCCCAAACAGGUCCUCCCACAGCCUAUGCCUAUAAAGAAGACCAAGCCCCAGCAGCCCGUCAGCGAGCCCGCCGCUCCUGAGCAGCCUGUCCCCGAGCCCAAGCACACAGCCCGCGCUCCAACGCGAGGUGACACUGAAGACAGGAAGGGCCCAGGCCAGAAGACAGGCCCCGACCUGGCCUCGGCUCCUGGGCGAGGAAGCUAUGGGCCUCCCGUGCGCAGGGCCUCCGAGGCGCGAAUGAGCUCUUCUAGCCGCGACUCAGAGAGCUGGGACCAGGGCCACGGCGGGGCUGCCGGUGACUCCAGCCGGAGCCCAGCAGGUUUGAGACGGGCCAACUCAGUCCAGGCCUCCAGACCUGCCCCCGCCUCGACGCAGAGCCCAGCGCCCCCUCAGCCUGGGCAGCCAGGGCCCCCAGGAGGCAGCAGACCCAGCCCUGGGCCAGCAGGACGUCUUCCCGACCAGAGACCAGAGGUGGCUCCGAGCGACCCCGGCUAUCCCGGGGCCCCUGCCCCACCCCGGGAGGAGAGGACGGGGGCAGCUGGCGGCUACCCUGCAGUUGCAACCAGGGAGGACCGGACGGGCCACCCACCGGGCACCUAUUCCCAAGCGUCUGCCGCUGUCGUCCAGCCCGCCGCAUCCCCUGCCCGCCAGCCCCCAGCCCCGGAGGAGGAGGAGGAAGAAGCCGACAGCUACGAUUCGGAUGAAGCAACCACCCUGGGUGCCCUGGAGUUCAGCCUUCUCUAUGACCAGGACAACAGCUCCCUGCACUGCACCAUCAUAAAGGCCAAGGGACUGAAGCCUAUGGAUUCCAACGGCUUGGCCGAUCCCUAUGUCAAGCUGCACCUCCUCCCGGGAGCCAGCAAGUCCAACAAGCUUCGUACGAAAACCCUGCGGAACACCCGGAACCCUGUCUGGAAUGAGACUCUCGUCUAUCACGGCAUCACGGAUGAGGACAUGCAGAGGAAGACACUUAGGAUCUCUGUUUGUGAUGAGGACAAAUUUGGCCAUAAUGAGUUUAUUGGUGAGACCAGAUUCUCGCUCAAGAAACUGAAGCCCAACCAGAGGAAGAAUUUCAACAUCUGUCUGGAGCGAGUGAUCCCGAUGAAGCGUGCUGGGACCACCGGGGCAGCCCGAGGAAUGGCCCUUUAUGAGGAGGAGCAGGUGGAGCGUAUUGGUGACAUAGAGGAACGCGGCAAGAUCCUGGUGUCCCUUAUGUACAGCACCCAGCAGGGAGGCCUCAUCGUGGGCAUCAUACGCUGUGUGCACCUGGCCGCCAUGGACGCCAAUGGCUACUCAGAUCCAUUCGUCAAGCUCUGGCUGAAACCAGACAUGGGAAAGAAGGCCAAACACAAGACUCAAAUUAAGAAGAAAACCUUGAAUCCUGAAUUUAACGAGGAGUUUUUCUAUGACAUCAAACAUAGUGACCUGGCGAAGAAGUCACUGGACAUCUCGGUCUGGGACUAUGACAUCGGCAAGUCCAACGAUUACAUCGGGGGCUGCCAGCUGGGGAUCUCAGCGAAGGGAGAGCGCUUAAAACACUGGUACGAGUGUCUGAAAAACAAGGACAAGAAGAUCGAGCGCUGGCACCAGCUGCAGAACGAGAACCACGUGUCGAGCGAUUAG